Messenger RNA from Xiphias gladius (swordfish), 1275 nucleotides. Its product is annotated as coiled-coil domain-containing protein 136-like. Bases 1 to 1275 code for a protein of 424 amino acids. The transcript has 7 exons. Gene Ontology annotation, cellular component: acrosomal membrane. Lineage: Eukaryota; Metazoa; Chordata; Actinopteri; Istiophoriformes; Xiphiidae. Gene Ontology annotation, biological process: acrosome assembly; single fertilization. The record is from RefSeq and is a predicted model, not a curated record.
AUGUUAAAUCUCCCGUCCACAGACGAGCUGUGUGAGCUGAAGGUGGAGAAGCCGAUCACGUUGACAGAAACGCUGACGGCCAAAGAGAGGGAGUCUCUGGAGGAAAACUACGACAAGGAGGAGACGGCGGGAGACGGGGAGAAAGGCCAGCAGGAGGAAGAGAGAGAGAAGGAGGUGAGGGAGGAGAAGGGGGAGGACGAAGAGCUCGGAGGAGGAGCGAAGGAUGAAGAGGAGGAGCUGGAGGAGCUGAGAGCUCAGGUGCUACAGCUGCUGCUGGAGCUGGAGGAGACCAGGGAGGUUUCCCAGAGACAUGAGGAGAGUUUCAUGGAGCUGCAGGGUCUGCUGGACGAAGAGCGACUGGCGAGCGCCCACCAGGCCGAGAGUUUCACCAGACAGAUCCAGAGACUGCAAGCCCAGCUCCGGUCGGUCCAGGAGGAGAUGGACAGUCUGGAGGAGGAGAAGGAGAGCGAGCUGGAGGAGGUGCAGGAGGAGCUGCGCUCGGCUCAGGAGGAGGUGCUGGUGCUGCAGCAGGCGGCCGAGGAGGCGGCGGCGGAGAGGGAGAACGACAUCGCCUCCCUGCAGGAGGAGCUGUGUCGGCUGAGGGCGGAGCUGCAGCGUCUCCACGCCACGGCGCAGGAGUACGAGCUGGAGAUCACCACGCUGAGAGCCGAGAUCAGCAUGAAGAGCCAGAACACAGAGACUCUUUCCCACGGUGAGAUGAGUCAGCUGAGGGACGAACUCCUCGCGCUGACGGACGAGCGUCAGUCUCUGACCAGCCGCAACCAAGAGCUGAGCAGCAAAGUGGAGCAACUGCAGCGGCAACGGGACGCGUGUGAUGACGUGUACCUGGCAGUCAGAGUGGAGGGCCACACCGAGUGUGAGCGGGAAGACCGGAUGAAGCCGGACUCUUACAUCACUCUGUCCCAGUCCGGUCCCGAACGCCAGGACCGACCCCCAGUCCAGGAGAGGGUCUGCAGCUCAGAGCUCAACGUCCUGAAGGUCCAGCUCAAAGAGGCCGAGGAGACGGCUCAGAAAGUUCAGAGAGAGUGUGACGGUUUGAAGGGCGAGCUGGCGGAGCUGCAGCAGCUGUACGACAGCAGCCGGCGGGAGCGGGCGGCGCUCGACCAGGAGCUGCAGCGCUGCAGGGCCGAGCUGCAGAAACUGGUGGGCAGGAAGUCACAGCAGACUGACGCUGAAGGCUGGAACCUGGCGGUGGCAGCGGUGGCUGUGGCAGCCAUCGUAGUUCUGGUCGUCCCCAGCUUCACCAGGGCCUGA